AUGCUCCCAAAAAUCCCCUUGGUCCACCAGCAGAGCCAUUCAAGGUCCUCCAAAAAUAUCCUGACUCACAUAAUUUCGCAAUUGCGGCCGGGUGCGGACCUUGGCAGAGUCACGCUUCCUACCUUCAUACUGGAGCCUCGAUCAAUGCUGGAACGGAUCACGAAUUUCAUGGCCCACCCCGAAACGCUCCUUCCAAUGCCCGAAAUAGAUGACCCUGUCCAACGAUUCGUGUCCGUGGUUAGAUUCUACCUCAGUGGAUGGCACAUAAAACCUCCGGGUGUUAAAAAGCCAUUGAAUCCGAUCCUAGGAGAAACUUUUACUUGUUAUUGGGAUUACGAGGAUGGCACCCGGAGCUACUACAUUUCCGAGCAGACUUCCCACCAUCCCCCCAAGUCGAGUUACUUUUUCAUGGCCCCUGAACAUCAUAUACGAAUCGACGGUACUUUGAAGCCGCGGAGUAAAUUUUUGGGGAAUUCCGCUGCAAGUAUGAUGGAAGGGAUAGCGAUAUUAUCCUUCCUGAAUAGGGGUGAACCUGGGAAAGGUGAAAGAUAUAUCGUGACCCAACCGAAUAUGUAUGCUCGAGGUAUUCUGUGGGGCAAAAUGAAGUAUGAACUAGGAGAUCAUAGCGUUAUAAGAUGCCCCGAGAAUAAUUUGUCGGCGGACAUCGAGUUCAAAACCAAAGGUUAUUUUUCCGGCACCUACAAUGCCAUAGGAGGAAUGAUAAAAGAUGACAGAACCGGUGAGAUACUUUAUGAACUAUCCGGGCUUUGGAACGGCGAGAUGUUCAUAAAAAGGGUUGCUAGUGGACAAAAGGAGCUUCUUUUCAAUGCGACAAAUGCAAAACACACGCCUCCUCUUGUCAGGCCAUUAGAAGAGCAGGAGCCACAUGAAUCGCAAAGACUUUGGAAUAGCACAGUCCAAGCGUUAAUUGCUAGGAACCAUGACCUUGCCACGGAAGAGAAAACUAAGAUUGAAGAGAUGCAGCGGCUUGAGGCAUCAAAGAGGCUAGAAGAUGGAGUCGAAUGGCGGCCCAAACUUUUCCGCACAGUUCGAGGCGGACCGCAGGGACCUGGGGAAGGCGAAGAGGAUCUUGAGUGGAUUCUGAAUGCGAAAAUAAACCCAUAUAACCCGACUGUGGCCGAGCAACAGAUCCUAUCUGUUGCAGCAAUUCUCCCAGGCCAAAAGCCUCACUGUCAAUUUGAAAUACCAGCCCAUUCGUCAUCACGAUCCCAUAAGUCAGAAAAAGCCUCCUCAUCAGGCCAACUAGCAAAGAUGACCGCAGAAACACACCCCACCCAACAGAAUAAUAUUAGCAACCUCAUAGACUUUGACGAAGGUAGUAACAACGGGCAGUCCGAUGAGAACAAGAUCUUGAAAUCAGCAGGACCCUCAGUGGGCUCCAUGGAUAUCUUGGGUGGAGACGGCCAAGAUGACACUCAUGCCCAAGCCUCCCCGUCCUCAAACUACCAUCCCCCAAACAUGGCAAAUAUCAUGACACCGCUGCAGCCCACAAGCAGCCCAGCACAAACCCGAUCGCUGCACAGUCGCAAUUCCGCUGCCUCAGAUAAUGACGACUUCGUCGAUGCGCAAAGUUAA
This is a messenger RNA of Histoplasma capsulatum G186AR, 1596 nucleotides long. Its product is annotated as oxysterol-binding protein. Gene Ontology annotation, molecular function: sterol binding. Bases 1 to 1596 code for a protein of 531 amino acids. Gene Ontology annotation, cellular component: intracellular membrane-bounded organelle; membrane; cortical endoplasmic reticulum. The transcript is spliced from 7 exons. The record is from RefSeq and is a predicted model, not a curated record. Lineage: Eukaryota; Fungi; Ascomycota; Eurotiomycetes; Onygenales; Ajellomycetaceae.